Messenger RNA from Didymodactylos carnosus, 645 nucleotides. NCBI's taxonomy places the organism in Eukaryota, Metazoa, Rotifera, Eurotatoria, Philodinida, Philodinidae. The record is from the annotation of a GenBank genome assembly.
AUGGCUCCUGAAAUUUGCACUCCUCCCCCAGAGCAAUCUUCGGUCGAGUCAGAUGUCUGGAGUUAUGGCUGUAUAGUGCUCGAGACCACAAGCGGUAGCGAACCGUGGACGGCUCAAUUUAACGAUGAUGCUGUUCUCUUUCGAGCUCUUCAGCGAAAGGAGAAUGCGAUUGUCUUUGCUAGAAUCUGUGCAAAUGAGUGCGGUCCGUCACGUAUACUUCAGUUACUCGCUCGAUGCUGUACCUGGUCAAAAGCUGAUCGGCCACGGUUCGUCGAUAUUCUCAAUCUGUACAAAGACGUGCAGGAUGGAGUUGUGUUCGUCGAUGAUACCACGGACCAAAUGUCCAUUGAGGUGCCUGUCUCUCACGAUCAGCCGUGCUCUGAUGAAGAUCAGACGAAAGAACCACAUCCAUAUACUUUCGACGAAGACACAACCUCAAGAACACAAAAUGGUCCAUUACAAGGUCAAAGAUUUGUUGAUAGCCCUAAGAAAGCGUUUCUCAAGUCAAAUGGACACCAGGGACGUCUCACAGGAGAAAUUUAUACAAGUACCGGUAGCGCAAGUGGCCGGCCCAUUUACGAGGGUAUGAAAGGUGGACGGUACUAUGUGACAGCGAAUGGAUCCAGAGUGUAUUUGCGGAAAUAA